Podarcis muralis (Common wall lizard) is the source of this 1600-nucleotide messenger RNA. The record is from RefSeq and is a predicted model, not a curated record. NCBI's taxonomy places the organism in Eukaryota, Metazoa, Chordata, Lepidosauria, Squamata, Lacertidae.
CCCAUGCUACGCCACUGAUACAGAAUUUUAAUCUAUGGUGAUGAACUAUGCCAAAAUGUUGUCUGAUUGCUAAAAUUUUAGUUCUAUGGAAAAUGCAGUUUUGUAAACUGGCACUAAUGCCUCACUAACUUGGGAGCAGACAUUCCCAGGAUUCCUCGAAAGGGAGAUAUCAGACAUUCAACUCUGCAGUGUAGACGUUGGUAAAGUGAAUGUAAUAAUAUGUCCAUGGGGUGACACAAUUAUUUUGCUGGUUGCACAAUUGUUGUGCUAGGCUCUGUCUACUGAGGCCGGCUCUACCAUUGGGCAAGUGGAAGCAGGCAGUUCUCAGUCAGCUGUAUGGAGUGAUGUUUAAGGCACAUCAAAUGGCUUGUUCUUUAAUUUGUUAUUAUUGCAUUUUUUCAGUCCUGUUAUACAUUUUGUGUUUUUAUGCUGUAAAGUGGCCUGUGAUAGUCAGCUGAAGGGCGGUACAUAAAUCUAAUAAAGAACAAAAAAUAAAUAAUCAUUUUAUGAACAAGCCUCUCCCCCAGUAUUUUUGUAUAAAGCAUCAGCGGACGGGCAUUGUUGCAAUCGGUAACAUCUUUAAAGUUUAUUUUCAGAUGCUGCAUCAAUGGGAAGAGAAAAUCAAACAGUGGUGACAGAAUUUAUCCUUGCUGGAUUUUCCAAUUUCCCAGACCUGCAGGUUCCAUUGUUUCUUGUGUUCUCUCUAAUCUACCUGGUAACUUUGAUCGCAAAUAUAAUCAUCAUCACUACGAUACGGCUUGACCGCAGCCUCCACAUCCCCAUGUACUUCUUCCUCUCCAUCCUCUCCUUCUCAGAAAUCUGCUACUCACUUGUCAUUAUUCCCAAUAUGCUUGCAAAUUUUCUGAGAGAGAAGAAGACCAUUUCCUUCAUUGGCUGUGCUACUCAGAUGUGCAUUUUCCUGGGCUUUGCAUGCACAAACUGUAUGCUUCUAGCAGUGAUGGGGUAUGACCGAUAUGUCUCCAUAUGCAAACCUUUACGUUAUCAGAUUUUGAUGAAUCAAAGUGUCUGCACCAAACUGGUGGCUUGUUCAGCAACAACUGGAUUUCUUUUUUCCACCUCAGAGACUAUAAUCAUAUUUACCUUGCCUUUCUGUGGGCCAAAUGAAGUUAAGCACUUUUUGUGUGAUUUAGCACCUUUGCUUGAAUUAGCCUGUGGCCGAAACUACAUAGGAGAAAUUGUCAUUUUCAUUAUUUGUGUUUUGGUUGUCAUUUGUGCAUUUCUGUUCAUCGUUCUCUCAUACAUUUUAAUUGCAAAUACUGUCUUGAAAAUUCCCACAACGGCUGGGAAACGAAAAGCCUUUUCCACUUGUGCCUCCCAUCUUAUUGUGGUCGUGGUGCACUUUGGGUGUGCUGGCAUUAUCUAUUUAGGGCCCAAAUCCAGUUACACGCUAGAUGAGACGACUUUUAUUACUGUCUCUUACACAAUGGUGACUCCCUUGUUGAACCCCUUAGUGUACAGCCUGAGAAACAAAGAUGUCCAAAUAGCGCUUAAGAAAUCACUUGGCAAAAGCUCCUGCACCCAAAGAAUGUGACAAUUAAGUGUUAGCCACUUUGAAGAGGAAUUAUGAAAUCCAACAAAU